AUGCCCAGUCCGUCCAAGAAGAGAAAGCUCGACAAUGGCUCCAAGUCGUCUGCUCCUCCUGCCAAGGGUCUCGAAUACUUCUUCAACAGACAGAAACAGGUGUCGUCUACCCGGACAGAUACCCGAGAUGACUCGGAGUUGACAGAUGAGGAGCUGGCUCGGAAACUUCAGGAUGAGUGGAACAACCAAGACUCUGGGAGCUCGGGAAGCAAACACAUACAAGAAAAGAGUGAAGGCGGACAACAGAGCAGAGUAUCUACUCCGUCACAAGGGUCUCCGUCAAAAUACUCUCAAGAAUUCAUUUAUCAGGAUGCAAAUGUAGAAUCGCCAUCUACAGCACCGGAUAUCGUGGCAAUGCCUGAGAGCCCCAAAAAGACCCUGACCCUGCAGUCAGCUGGCAUGUCAGAGGAUUUCGUAACCUCGACCGUCCCCUUGGACCAAUCACCUCUGACGUUUGUCCCCUCAGAUUAUUUGUCGCAGCUGCAAGAGCUCUGGGCUUCUGAGGGGGGAGACGCGACAUAUUCGCUUCUGACAAGUUGCUUCAUGCUUGUAAGCAGGACGACCAGCCGCAUCAAGAUCGUAGAUACCCUUGUCAAUUGUCUAAGACUUCUGAUUGAGGGUGACCCAUCGAGUUUGCUUCCAGCUGUAUGGCUGGCGACAAAUUCAAUAUCCCCGCCCUACAUCUCCCUUGAGCUGGGUUUGGGAGGCUCUGCCAUCUCUAAAGCCCUGAAGCAAGUCUGUGGCCUGGACAACAGGUCCCUCAAGGCUAUCUACGGCAAGUACGGUGAUGCUGGAGACGUGGCAUUUGAAGCCAAGAAGAAGCAGAGCUUCACGCUGAGAAGACCGAAGCCCCUCACCAUCAAGGGCGUGUACGCGAGCCUUGUCAAGAUCGCCAACAGCCAGGGCCAGCGCAGUGCCGAGGUUAAGCAGCGGCUCGUGGACAGGCUGUUGCAGGAUGCGAGGGGAGGAGAGGAGAGUCGCUUCAUUGUCCGGACUCUUUGUCAGCAUCUUCGUAUCGGUGCCGUCAAGACAACUAUGCUGAUUGCCUUGUCGAGGGCUUUUCUGCUAUCACGACCCCCCGGGUCUGGUUCCGUCCUGCGUUCUUGUUCCGACCUGUCUAGACUGAAGAAGGAGGAGUUGGCCGAGAUAUGGGCCAGGUCCGAGGAAAUCGUUAAGGCCUGUUUCGCCCGACGGCCCAACUACAACGACCUGGUCCCGGUGCUUCUUGAGAUUGGCGUCACUGACGAGCUCCUGCUCCGGUGUGACCUGACGUUGCAUGUCCCACUGCGGCCUAUGCUGGGCAGCAUAACGAGGGACCUGGCUGAGAUGCUCACGAAACUGCAGGGUCGGGAUUUUGCGUGCGAGUACAAGUACGACGGACAGAGGGCACAGAUCCACUGCGACAUCGACGGGAAGGUGUCGAUAUUCUCACGGCACCUUGAGCUCAUGACGGACAAGUACCCUGACCUGGUGGAGCUGGUCCCCCGGAUCAGAGGCGACGGCGUCGACAGCUUUAUCAUGGAGGGAGAGGUCGUCGCCGUAGACCGGGACACGGGAGAGCUGAGAAACUUUCAGACCCUGUCUAACCGUGCCAGGAAGGAUGUUGCAAUCGACAGCAUUGCGGUGGACGUGUGCCUUUUUUCGUUUGAUCUCAUGUUCUUGAAUGGCCAGCCACUGCUGGACCGCCCCUUUCGAGAGAGAAGAGAGCUUCUCCGGUCGUUGUUCAUCGAGAUACCACACCAUUUCACGUGGGUUAAGAGCAUGGAUGCGACCUCGGGGGAUUCCGAGGCUGUGCUGGAGUUUUUCAAGUCGGCUACUGAUGCUAAAUGCGAGGGUAUCAUGGUUAAGAUUCUGGAUAACUUGACGUCCGCUCCAGAUGAUCAAGGUGUUUUUAUAAAAGGGAAGGAGGAAAGAGAAGAAGGAGAAAAAGAGAAAGAAAAGAAAAGAGAACCAACCAUCCAUGGAAAGGCCCCCGGAGAGAAAAAAUCGCGCAGAAAAGCUCUUCUGGCCACGUACGAACCCGACAAGCGUGUCGAUGCCUGGCUCAAGGUCAAGAAGGACUACCACUCAAGUUUCGACACGCUAGACAUGAUUCCCAUUGCCGCGUGGCACGGCAACGGACGGAAGGCCAAAUGGUGGUCACCGAUCCUCAUGGCCGUGCGGAACGAGGAGACGGGGUCGCUAGAAGCAGUGUGCAAGUGCAUGUCUGGAUUUACCGACGCCUUUUACAAGGCCAACCGGGCGUUUUAUAAUAUGGCCUCUGAAGGAAACGACAACAACAAUGACGAGCAAGACGAAGGUGAAGAUGAAGAUGGAGAUCAAGCAGGGGGGAAGUCACGAAACAUUCGGACACAAAAACCCAGCUUUGUUGACUAUUCUGGCCCGGAACCCGAUGUGUGGUUUGAGCCGCAGGAGGUGUGGGAGAUGGCCUUUGCCGACAUCACACUCAGCCCAACGUAUACGGCGGCGAUUGGACUGGUCAGUGGUGAGAGAGGUCUCAGUUUGCGAUUUCCGCGAUUCAUGAAGAAGAGAGAGGACAAGAGUAUCGAGGAGGCCAGCACGAACGAGUUUCUGGCAGGUUUGUGGCGGAAGCAAGAGGCCAAGGCGGUAGUGAAUCAAGAGGCUGAUGGAGCUGGAGACGAGGGCGACGAAGAAUAG
Messenger RNA from Geosmithia morbida, 2658 nucleotides. RefSeq names its product DNA ligase 1. Gene Ontology annotation, biological process: mitochondrial DNA repair; DNA biosynthetic process; lagging strand elongation. Gene Ontology annotation, molecular function: ATP binding; DNA ligase (ATP) activity; DNA binding. The transcript has 3 exons. The record is from RefSeq and is a predicted model, not a curated record. Gene Ontology annotation, cellular component: DNA ligase III-XRCC1 complex. The coding region runs from base 1 to 2658 and encodes 885 amino acids. Lineage: Eukaryota; Fungi; Ascomycota; Sordariomycetes; Hypocreales; Bionectriaceae.